AUGUUCCGCCCCUUCAGCGCCCGUCUCGCGCGGACAGUCCGCCCCAUCACCCAGCAUGCCCAUGCCCGCGCCAAAUCCUCCCAAACUUCCUCCCAGGCAGGCAUCGCGGCCACCAGGAUCCAACAGCAACAUCAGUCGAGGUCAAUUAGCGGCAGCGCCAACGUCAGAGAAAAGCCCCAUCCCGGCCAAUACUCGAGAACCGAUCCCGACGUCACGGUCGAGUACCCCGAGGACCACGAGCUCCCCUCUAGCCAGCCCGUCCGCGGCCACGGCGGUGGCAUUGGCAAGCCCACGCUGGCGUCCUUCUCCCUCGAGGGCAAUGUCGGCGUCGUGACUGGCGGUGCUCGCGGUCUGGGCUUGGUCAUGGGCCAGGGCAUGGUCUACUCGGGCAGUGAUCUCGCCAUUGUUGAUCUGAAUAUGCGCCGCGUUGACGCCCAGACAGAGGAGGAGGCGGAGCUCCAGGCCAAGAACCUGAUCGAGGCGUUCAAGAGAGAGAACCCCGAAGCAAAGAGAGCCCCCAAGGUAACUGCUCACCACGCGGACGUCUCGGACCCCGCGUCCGUCGAGGCCUGCAUCGCCGAAGUCCUCGCCGCCCACGGCAAGAUCGACAAUCUUGUUACAUCGGCCGGCUUCACUGAGAAUUUUGACGCCGUUAACUACCCCAUUGACCGCAUGCGCAAGCUCUGGGGCGUCAACGUCGACGGCACCUACCUCUUCGCUAUCGGCGUCGCGAAGCAUCUCAUGGAGCGCAAGUCGCCCGGCAGCAUGGUCUUCAUCGGCAGCAUGUCUGGCUCCAUCGUCAACAUCCCCCAGCCGCAGGCGCCUUACAAUGCCGCCAAGGCAGGCGUCCGCCAUUUGGCCGCCUCCCUGGCCGUCGAAUGGGCCCACGCCGGCAUCCGCGUCAACUGCAUCUCCCCCGGCUACAUGCUCACAGCUUUGACCGAGAAGAUCCUCGACGACAACCCGGACCUUAAGCAGAAGUGGACCUCCCUGAUCCCCCAGGGCAAGAUGGGGCAGCCCAAGGACCUCAUGGGUCCCGUGACCUUCCUCCUGUCCGACGCCUCUCAGUACGUGACGGGCGCGGAUCUCCGCGUCGACGGCGGAUAUACCGUUACAUAA
Messenger RNA from Colletotrichum higginsianum IMI 349063, 1119 nucleotides. Its product is annotated as Short chain dehydrogenase. The record is from RefSeq and is a predicted model, not a curated record. Gene Ontology annotation, cellular component: intracellular anatomical structure. Gene Ontology annotation, molecular function: oxidoreductase activity, acting on NAD(P)H, oxygen as acceptor. Bases 1 to 1119 code for a protein of 372 amino acids. The transcript has 5 exons. NCBI's taxonomy places the organism in Eukaryota, Fungi, Ascomycota, Sordariomycetes, Glomerellales, Glomerellaceae.